AUGACUCUGUCUCCUGAAAAGGCUCAGGAUGUCUUGGUUUCUGUGGUUGAGGAGCAUGCUGGGAAAAAGCACCGAGAAAUGUCGCAGGCAGUUGAUACACCUCCAGUGCUCACUCCAAGCGAGGGAAUAAAUUCGACCAUUGGUCCCGGGGACGGCAAACAGGCUUCCCAUCAGGAUAAAGCUGUCUCACAAGAUGAAGUUCGCCAUCUCGACCUGGCUGUUUCAAGUGGUCACUCUGAAAUUUCGCCACCAGGCGCAGCUUCUUCUCCGAAUUUGCACCUGUCUAGCCCGGAUGCGACAGAAGAACCCGCUGAAACCAAAUCCAGAAACGACUGUACCGAGUUAUCCACUCCCGAGGGAACGGAUUGCUCUGUUCUAGCGAGUGAUACAGGGAAGGACGAAACUUCUGCUGAUCUACCAGCCACGCCGCCUAAUAAACCUUCAGCUAUCCCAAGACUCACUGAAGGGGCUUUCCGACGGUCUGGUAAAGCUCGCUCACCUCCUUUACUGCGCACUCAAUCACAACCGGCCCACCUUGUCCGGGACAGAUCCUUUGGAGGGAAGACAAGUCCAUUGAAUUUGAAUGAUGCUAGCAGUUCACGAGGCGAGCCUGUCAAAGCAUCUGACAAGAAGUUGACCGAUCGUUUGGGUUUAUCCGCGCUCAAGAAUGCUCGUUUCGCUUCAGGGCACUCUCUCAUUCCACGUUCAACACCCAAACGGGGUAGUACACAUGUCUCAACCCUUGCCAAGCAUUUCGAGCAGCUAAGUCGUGAAUUCGAGAUGGAACGGCAGCGCGAGAGACGGCAGCGGGCUAGUGGUGCCCAAUCGCGCGCUUUCCCGCUAGCAUCGUCGAAACCCAUCGUGGAGGUUUAUCGGAACGUCCGAGAAGCCGUGGAAGAGCGUGAACCCCCGGUUGAUGGAGAAGAGCACAUGUCAUCAGCAACGCGACACUCAAUGGAUGACUCCAGUCGGAGAAGCGAUGAAUUUAUGGACCGGACAGACCAGCAGCCAUCGGCAGAGCCCUUACCAGAGUCCCCAACUGAGUCCUUUGAGCCAGGAAGGAUUGUACGAUCCGAUUCCCAGCUCAUGUCAGAAGGUGAGCCUGAGGAUAAUGCUAGCGAUGAGGAUCGAAACACGGCGGAGGGACUUCACCCGGUUGAUUCUCAUGAUGAGGUCAAGCUGCCCGAUGACGACUCACUCGAAUUCAAGGAUCUUGCAAAGCAUGAGCGCACAACACUCCUCAAAAUGUUGACAAACUUCUGGUCUGAGCGAUCUGCCAGUGGAUGGACAGCUCUUGAUUAUCCCCUCACGGUCAUGGACCACGUCUUCGCAGACUGUGACAUUAUCGUACGAGAAGAUGAGCCUAGCUCCUUGAUUUCCUUUGCAUUGGACUCGCCCGACUAUAAAGAGAAGCUUCUGAGUAUUCAGCAGCGUUACGACGAAAAGGAAGAGUAUCAAGAGAAACCUGACAGCGGACCGGAAGCUCUGGAAGAAUCUCGAGUGGAACAUGCCCUCCUGCGAGCAACUGGCACUCACCUCAAAUACCAGUUUCAGGAAGGCCAGGCCAAGAUGCUGUGCAAAGUAUUCUAUGCCGAACAAUUCGAUGCUCUGCGCAAAAAAUGCGGUGUUGCUGAUCGAAUUGUGGAAUCGCUUUCCCGGUGCGCCAAGUGGGAUUCGAAGGGUGGCAAAACUAAAUCACUGUUCCUCAAGACGUUGGACGAUCGAUUCAUCCUCAAGUCUCUCUCUCCGAUUGAGACCCAAGCCUUCCUCAAAUUCGCCCCUGCAUACUUCCAAAUCAUGUCCGAGGCGUUAUUCCAUGAGUUGCCGUCCGCGAUCGCCAAGAUGUUCGGCUUCUACCAGGUUAUCAUCAAGAACCCAUCUACAGGAACGGAAUUCAAUUGGUUCCUGUUGUUGAUGGAGAACCUGUUCUAUGACCGCGUGCCUAAUCGGAUCUUCGAUCUGAAAGGUUCGAUGCGCAACCGCAAGGUACAAAGUACCGGUGAGCGCGACGAGGUCUUGCUCGACGAGAACAUGGUCGAUUUCAUCUACGAAACUCCAUUGUUUGCACGAGAGCAUUCGAAGAAGCUGCUUGGUCAAAGUGUAUGGAAUGACACGCUUUUCCUGGCUCGACAAAAUGUCAUGGACUAUUCGCUCAUGAUUGCCAUUGACGACAAGCGCAGCGAGCUGGUGGUGGGUAUAAUUGACUGUAUCCGCACCUAUACCUGGGACAAGAAGCUUGAGUCCUGGAUCAAAGAUCGCGGCUUCGCUGGCAGUAGUCGCAACCGUCCUACCGUCACCAGUCCCAAGGAGUACAAGGGCCGAUUCCGAGAAGCGAUGGCUAGAUACGUACUUCAAGCUCCAAGCUGCUGGCACCAAUUUCAACCUAGUGCAAUGUACCGGCAACCCCACGGCGAUCCCCAGGCCAGCCAUCUCACGGAAUUCGAAGCCUUUGAUGGCAGUGGGGAAGCCGGUCCCCUUCUAUGA
Molecule: messenger RNA, 2484 nt
Organism: Penicillium waksmanii
Lineage: Eukaryota; Fungi; Ascomycota; Eurotiomycetes; Eurotiales; Aspergillaceae
Exons: 2
Coding region: 1-2484 (827 amino acids)
Biological process (GO): phosphatidylinositol phosphate biosynthetic process
Cellular component (GO): fungal-type vacuole membrane; endosome membrane
Molecular function (GO): 1-phosphatidylinositol-3-phosphate 5-kinase activity
Source: RefSeq, a predicted model, not a curated record